GCCUUCAAGUACUUGCCGUAUGCUCUGUUCAGCGUGGGAAUCUUCCUUACCUUCGCUGGGCUGUACAUGCCAAUUUUUUACAUCAUCAGCUGGGCCCAGGCGCAUGCACAUAUUGAAAUAGACCUGUAUUUCUAUCUCCUGGCGGCACUCAAUGGAGCAUCUGUUUUCGGGCGAAUUAUUCCGGGACUUCUGGCCGACCGAUUUAGGGCAUUGGAAUUAAUAAUCAUAUGCACUAUGCUCGCUGGAGUUUUUGGCUAUGUUGCAAUCGUUAUCCAUAAAUUGGCCUGCUUAAUUGUGUUCACUAUAUUGUAUGGCUUUAUCUCCGAGGCUUUGGUAUCAUUAACCGCCGCCGUCGUUGUUGUAUUAACACCCAAUAUGGCAUUAGUGGGUAUAUGGAUGGGGGUGUCGUUUUGCUUUUCAGCUGCUGGUAUUCUGCUUGGAAAUCCUAUUGCUGGAACUAUCAUCAGGGUGCCUCAAAACCAGUUCGCAAAUGGGGGUUAUAUUCCUUGUAGCAAAAUACAUCAAAAUGACCCAGGGGCGGAAGUUGAAUAUUCUUGA
Messenger RNA from Talaromyces proteolyticus, 558 nucleotides. RefSeq lists its product as uncharacterized. Gene Ontology annotation, molecular function: transmembrane transporter activity. NCBI's taxonomy places the organism in Eukaryota, Fungi, Ascomycota, Eurotiomycetes, Eurotiales, Trichocomaceae. The transcript has a single exon. Gene Ontology annotation, cellular component: fungal-type vacuole membrane. The record is from RefSeq and is a predicted model, not a curated record. The annotation marks the transcript as partial.